AUGGAGAAGAACAAUGAGAGCUCUGGGGAGUUUAUUCUCCUGGGCUUCUCUGACCAGCCCCGGCUGGAGAUGGUCCUCUUUGUUGUCUGUACGGUCUUUUAUUUUCUAGCUGUCACAGGCAACUCAGCCAUCAUCUUCCUCUCCCUCAUGGACCUCCGGCUACACACACCCAUGUACUUCUUCCUCAGCAACCUGUCCCUUCUUGACCUCUGUUACAGCACCAGUAGCAUCCCCCAGUUCCAGAUUAACCUCUGGGGCCCACGGAAGACCAUCAGCUUCGUAGGAUGUGCUGUUCAGCUCUUUGCCUUCCUGUCCGUGGGGGGCAUCGAGUGCAUUCUCCUGUCAGUUAUGGCCUACGACCGCUUUGUAGCUGUCUGCAAGCCACUGCAUUACCUGACCAUCAUGCACCCACAGCUGUGCCUGAAGCUGGCAGCCUUUGCCUGGCUCGGUGGCACAGCCAGCUCGACACUGAUGUCCCCACUGACCAUGUCUCUGGGGCGGUGUGGUCAUCGCCGUAUCAACCACUUUGUGUGCGAGAUGCCGGCUAUCAUCCACAUCUCCUGUGUGGACACAAGCUGGAUAGAAGGCCUAAUUUUCAUCCUGGCCAUCCCUAUUGUUCUUGUGCCUCUCAUUAUGAUCCUGGUCUCCUACGGCUACAUUGCUGCCGCCGUCCUGAGGAUCAAGUCUACAGCUAGUCGGCGCAAGGCCUUCAACACCUGCUCGUCACACAUGGCGGUGGUGUCUCUUUUCUACAGUAGCAUCAUCUACAUGUACAUGCAGCCUGGCAAUUUGGCAAGCCAGGACCAGGGCAAGUUUCUAACUCUGUUCUACUGCCUGGUGACCCCCACGCUAAACCCUUUCAUCUACUCUCUGAGAAACAAAGACAUGAAGGCGGCCAUGUUGAAGGUUCUGGGAAAAGAUAGAAACCUGCUCGACCCGCAGGGCACUGACAGGACCUGGAACUCACCUCACUUGUCCAUGUGUUUCGGACCCAUAGUGAAUCAUAGUGACAAUAAGCCAAAGGUGGCAACGAUGUGGUGUCUUGUAUCCCAUAGGUCCCAGAUCAGUGAUGUAUAUUACUGUCUGCAGGGAAGGGCCUCCAUUUUAUUCAAGGAGAUAGGACUUCUUACAAAAAAAAACCCCAGCAAACUGACAGAAAAAGACCUGUGGCUUCCUUUUUUGCACAGAGUGGAGGAAAUGAUUUAUUUACAGCUAACCUGUGAUGCUGUUCAGACACAAGAGGAAGGAGGCACCGUCUGA
Mus musculus (house mouse) is the source of this 1260-nucleotide messenger RNA. RefSeq names its product olfactory receptor family 2 subfamily W member 25 (gene Or2w25). The transcript has a single exon. Lineage: Eukaryota; Metazoa; Chordata; Mammalia; Rodentia; Muridae. The coding region runs from base 1 to 1260 and encodes 419 amino acids. The record is from RefSeq and is marked validated.